CGCAGCAGCAGUCUGCUCAUGGCAAGGGGUCUACCCGGUUGCUGAUUGUCAGUCUCACCACACCCCCCGCCCAGUUAGGUUUCAGCUUCAGCCCGGCCAGGCUUGACUCGCGGCCGCCAUCCCCCCCGGCAGGCACUUUCCAAGGCUGACAGAAGAUUUCAGUGAAGGAAGUGCACCCGAAGACUCAAGAUGGCUAACUGCACCGUUCUCCCGACCGAAGUCCUUGCCGCCAACGAAUCCGGAAUCAACCUCUUUGGCCGUUGGGACUCGGCCGAUGUCGAAGUCAAGGACAUCUGUUUGACCGAUUACAUCCAGAUCCGUAAUCCUGUCUACGUUCCUCACACCGCUGGUCGAUAUGCCACCAAACAAUUCCGAAAGGCUCAGAUGCCAAUCGUCGAACGACUUGUCAACAGCUUGAUGAUGAAGGGACGAAACAACGGAAAGAAGCAGAUGGCCGUCCGGAUCGUUGCCCACGCCUUUGAGAUCAUCCACCUGCUCACCGACCAAAACCCCAUCCAAAUCUUGGUCGAUGCGAUCGUUAACACCGGUCCCCGAGAAGACUCCACCCGGAUCGGUUCCCAAGGAACUGUCCGUCGACAGGCCGUCGAUGUCUCGCCCUUACGACGAGUCAACCAAGCCAUCGCCCUCUUGACCAUCGGCGUUCGUGAAUCCGCCUUCCGUAACGUCAAGUCCAUCUCCGAAUGUCUUGCCGACGAGUUGAUCAACGCCGCCAAGGGCUCGUCCAACUCUUACGCCAUCAAGAAAAAAGACGAGUUGGAACGUGUUGCCAAAUCUAACCGAUGAAUAAUUAUUGAAGGAGGCCUUGUCGUAAUUCAUCACAUCACGUGUCGCUCAUCGCAGCAAUCAAUCCCCCAGAGAAGUGGCUUUCAUGCCCUCCUCUUGACGCCCGCUCCUCAGUACCAUCAAUAUUUGUUGGGACUCAGACAUGCUUUUUUUUAAAAAAAAUCAAAUGAUCCAUGUGUUGUUGAUAUGAUUGAGACCGAGAACAUGAGUAUUGGAGCAAUUGAAUGAUUCAUUCGCUCUGUCGAUGAAAACUUAACACAGUU
This is a messenger RNA of Puccinia graminis f. sp. tritici CRL 75-36-700-3, 1067 nucleotides long. RefSeq names its product 40S ribosomal protein S5. The record is from RefSeq and is a predicted model, not a curated record. Gene Ontology annotation, biological process: ribosomal small subunit assembly; translation. Gene Ontology annotation, cellular component: cytosolic small ribosomal subunit; ribosome. The coding region runs from base 190 to 804 and encodes 204 amino acids. The transcript is spliced from 5 exons. Gene Ontology annotation, molecular function: mRNA binding; rRNA binding; structural constituent of ribosome. Lineage: Eukaryota; Fungi; Basidiomycota; Pucciniomycetes; Pucciniales; Pucciniaceae.